Tripterygium wilfordii is the source of this 2470-nucleotide messenger RNA. Its product is annotated as death-associated protein kinase 1-like. Lineage: Eukaryota; Viridiplantae; Streptophyta; Magnoliopsida; Celastrales; Celastraceae. The transcript has 2 exons. Gene Ontology annotation, molecular function: protein phosphatase regulator activity; protein phosphatase 1 binding. The record is from RefSeq and is a predicted model, not a curated record. Gene Ontology annotation, cellular component: plasma membrane. Bases 383 to 2281 code for a protein of 632 amino acids.
UAAUGUUAUCUUCUUUUCUGUCCAUUCCUUGCAUUGUUGUAUCUCUCUUUCUGAGGAAUCUAAGCUUUUUUUAUGCCUUUUUUGUACGCCAUAAAUCUCGGAUCAUGUGAUCAUUCCCCUUUAUUUAUUUUCCUCAAAACAAUCUUUAAAAGUAUUGUCUUUCUUGGCUCAAUUAGUUAUCUAGUCCCGUUAAAGCAACAAACAAUGUCUCUGGUUGCCUCGUUUUCUCCUCCUUCGCCUGUUAUCAGUUGUUCAUGACACUUCCAUUAAUGGGUCUUCAAUAUUUUCUCUAUUGAUCCUCAUAUGGGUCAGGCUUAUCUUGAUGGAAUCUCAAUCUAGUUUUCACUAAAACCUUGUUCUUGCCUACCAAUUGUUUGUUACAAUGCCGCCUUCAUACUUCCCUCUCAGGUGGGAGAGUACUGGAGACCAGUGGUGGUACGCUUCUCCCAUUGAUUGGGCAGCUGCAAAUGGCCACUAUGACCUGGUUAGAGAGCUUCUUCAUCUUGACACCAAUCUCCUCAUCAAGCUCACUUCCCUCCGCCGUAUUCGGCGGCUCGAAACUGUCUGGGACGACGAGGCUCAAUUUGAGGAUGUAGCCAAAUGCAGGUCUCGGGUUGCCAAAAUGCUUCUGCUUGACUGUGAAACAAAGAAAGGACACAACUCUCUGAUUAGAGCCGGCUAUGGCGGUUGGCUUCUCUACACUGCUGCCUCAGCUGGGGAUGUGAACUUUGUCAAGGAAUUGUUAGAGAGAAACCCACUUUUGGUGUUUGGGGAAGGAGAGUUUGGUGUUACUGAUAUACUCUAUGCUGCAGCAAGAAGCAAGGAUUCUGAGGUUUUCAGGGUUUUGCUUGAUCAUUCUUAUAGAGUGGUGGGUGAAAGUGAAUCAGAUUUUAGGUGGGAGAUGAUGAAUAGAGCUGUACAUGCUGCUGCUAGAGGUGGGAAUUUGGAGAUUUUGAAGGAGCUUCAUGUGGAUUGUUCUGAUGUUUUGGUUUAUAGAGAUGCUCAAGGAGCCACUCUCUUGCAUUCUGCCUCAGGUAGAGGACAAAUUGAGGUAGUUAAAGAGUUAGUUUCAUCCUAUGAUAUCAUAACCGCAACAGAUGAUGAAGGGAACACUGCAUUACACAUAGCUGCAUACAGGGGUUACCUAGCCACAGUAGAGGUUCUGAUAGCUGCAUCUCCUUCAUUGUCCUCUCUGAAAAACAAAUAUGGAGAUACUUUUCUUCACAUGGCCGUGUCAAGUUUCCGAACCCCUGGUUUUCGAAGAGUGGACCGACAAAUUGAGCUCGUGAAAGAGUUGGUAAGUGGUAAGAUCGUUAAUGUGCAAGACCUUGUCAAUGCCAAGAAUAAUGAUGGAAGAACAGCCCUCCACAUUGCAGUCACUGAGAACGUUCAGGCUAGUGUGGGGGAACUUCUGAUGACCGUCCCAUCAAUCGAUUUUAACAUCCGUGACAUCAAUGGCAUGACCCCGCUAGAUCUCCUGAAGCAACGGCCAAAAGCAGCCUCUUCAGAAAUCCUGAUUAAGCAGUUGAUUUUGGCUGGAGGCCUUUCCAAUGGUCGGAGUAAUGUGACUAGAAUUGCCACACAAUCCAAUCUAAGAGGGCUGCACGGUAUAGGAGGAAGUCCCGGAACUUCAUUUAGGAUUCCUGAUGCGGAGAUAUUCCGUUACACUGGUUGUGAGAACAUAUCGGAUGUUGAUUGUGAUCUAGAAAGUAUUGGAGAUGGUUCAGGCUUGAGUGAGUUCAGUGACUCUGACUUGGUUAAUUCAUUGGAUAAGAAGCAGUCAGGUUCUGUAAAUCAUGCUGCCAAGCGCCUGAAGUUUUUCCUUCGGUGGCGCAAGAGGAAAGAAAAGAGUACUGCAAGCACUGAAAUGGGAGGUUUCAAUGAUUCUUUUGAGACCUUCAACUUAAGCAGAAGUGUGGAGGACUAUCAUAUCGCAUUGCGGCAAAGAUACUCAAAACAAUUGUCUUUUCCCAGUCCAUCAACCAGAAAGAAAUUCACUGCAGGGCUUAUGCAAGGCGUUUUUCGGGCAGUACUAUCUCCCGGUCCUUUCUCACGAUCGUCCAUGUCUUCGCCAGCUUCAAUAGACAAGCAAAAGGGUGAUGAUCUCUCAGGAGUUUCUUCAUCAAAUCAUCAGUCAUGGAGGAAGAAACAAGCAUCAUUCAAUAAGAAGUUGAUGAACCAGUACUUUUGCUUUAAUGCACAAGGACUAGCUGUGGAGGAUUCAAUAUACUGUGCACAGCCUAAUCAGAGACACAAGCAGGCCGCUUCUCUGGUUGCAUAAUUUUGAAUGCUCAGAAGAUGGAAUACCGGUUAAGAGCACAAGACCAUUAGAACAAAAAAAAAGUAGGAUGAUUCCAUUGAACUUUGCUUUCUGAACUUAAGCUUUGCAUUGGCUUUGAUUUUGCAUAUAGCGUGUAUACACGAAGUAAUUAUUGUAAGAAUAAUGUGCAAGAAGUUUUAUAUCAAAAAA